This is a messenger RNA of Solea solea (common sole), 5733 nucleotides long. It is a transcript of the gene prr36b, whose product is annotated as proline rich 36b. The record is from RefSeq and is a predicted model, not a curated record. Lineage: Eukaryota; Metazoa; Chordata; Actinopteri; Pleuronectiformes; Soleidae. Bases 408 to 4613 code for a protein of 1401 amino acids. The transcript is spliced from 5 exons.
UGUGUGAGUGAGUGAGUGAGUGAGUGUGGUCUGAAGCGUCAUUCUCCUCUUUUCUUCCUCUCAGUGUGUGAACGCGCAUCACUUGAGAGAAACGGCGCCGGAGACCCACAAGUUUCUUGUCUGUCGGCUCGGCUCGUUCCACUCCGCUGUCUUUUCUUCCUCUCCUUCCUCUUCUUCUUCUUCAUUGUUACCGCCACUCUCCGUGUUUUUGUCGUGUCUUUUGUGACUCGAGGAUUCGCUCGGGGUGUUCACGCUAACACUGGGCGUAGCUGGAGAGAAUUUUGCUAGCUCGCCGCUGCACUGACUGACUGACCUUGUCUCCAGAAAGCCUGUAGACCUGUGGCCAUCCUGUGAGAUUCACGUCAAUCAGCCCUGCCCUGCAGAGGACCACUACCACUCAAGGGGAGAUGAAGCCGGAUGGGGUUGUCGCGGCAGCACUGGAGCCAAUGGAAGCAUUGGAAUCAAAUCCAGGAAAUGAGGCAGCACCAGCUGUUGGACAGGAGCCCGACCAGGCAGCUAGUCCAGUGGGAGAGGAGAUGCCCCUGCAGCCUGUUGGAGAGGCAGGACAGGGGAAGCCCCAACCAGAACAAGCCAAGGAGACCCCACCUGCUAAGACAAGCAACAAGACCUCAGGAGACUCCAAAGCCAAGACUACUAACAAGGCCACACCCAAGACAAAAUCGUCCACCUCCACCAGCCAAACAAAGACCACAGUUGGCUCACGGCCCAACACAACCCAGAGCCGCCUAUCAAAUGGCGUGUCUAAGCCCCAGACCAAUGGAGUGGCUAAGAAACCUACACCUUCCCUAGACAAAAAGAGCACCCCGACAUUAGCAUCCUCCAAAAAACCAACAGGUACGUCCUCGGUGCUGGCCCCCAAGAGCAAAGUGGGUGAGAAGAAAGCCACGGGGGCUGGACCAACAGCAGCCAAGAAGACACCAUCAGCAAAUGCCAAUGGUGUCAAGACGAGCAGCACUGCACCUGCCGCUAAGAAGCCCCCAGCGCUCAAAUCUGCGACUCCCACCAAGCCGAGCUCGACUGCCUCACCUAAGCCUGAUAAGACCCCUGUUUCCAAGACAACCAGGUCAACAACUGGCACUCCAGCAUCAUCUCGUCCAGCCACUGGGUCAACCCGGCAACCCUCUUCAACAACCACCAAGAGCUCCUCAGCUACAGCCAAACCUGCCACUCCUAAAACCCCCUCCACCACUAAGACUCCUGCCUCCAAACCAACCUCCUCUACCCCCUCUGGUGGCAAACCUCCAACACUGCAAUCAUCAAAAAGCUCCACCCCUUUGAAAAAAGAUGUUACCAAACCUGCAACCCCAGCAGCCAAAAAGCCUACAAAUUCUCCCCUUACCCGCCCUGCAUCCACGACAAAGCCAGUAAAAUCAGAGACCCCCAAAUCAGCAACACGGCCAGAUGUUGCUACCAAAAAGCUUACUACUACCAAGGUUGCGGAAACAAAGACACCAAACCGCCCAAAAACACAAGAGAGUAAACCCACACCCUCUAAGGAUGCUUCAAAGGCACCUGGCCCCAAAGCCAAGCCCUCCAGUCCCAAGAAAACUGUGGGCAGCAGCACCCCAAUGCCCGUGAAACGUGGACCCAAAGCAGCAGCUAUUGGUGAACCUGUAAAGGAAACUGUUGCUGCUGUAGCAGCUACAGCAGCUAUUGCUUCUGCAGCAGCAGCCCUUGCUGGGCCAGAAGUACCAGCUAUGGAACAACCUGCUACAACUCCUGAAGCAGUACAAGAAAAAACUGCAGAGCCGACAGCAGAACCAGCUCCUGCACAAGUGGUAGAACCAACACGUGAACCAACUCCAGAACCAAUACGUGAACCAACUCCAGAACCAAUACGUGAACCAACUCCAGAACCAAUACGUGAACCGACGCCUGAACCCAUACGAGUACCAACACCUGAACCAAUGCGUGAAUUGAAGCCUGAACCCAUACGAGUACCAACACCUGAACCAAUGCGUGAAUCGACGCCUGAACCCAUACGAGUACCAACACCUGAACCAAUUCGUGAACCAACCCCUGAACCCAUACGAGAAGCAACACCAGAACCCAUGCGUGAACCAACACCAGAACCCUUACGAGAGCCAACACCGGAACCCUUACGAGAACCAACUCCAGAACCCGUACGAGAGCAAACACCAGAAACCAUGUGGGAGCCAACACCAGCACCCAUGCGGGAGCCAACACCAGAGCCUGUACGAGAACCAAGCCCAUACCAAAUGCGAGAGGCAGAAUUUGGUGCUGAAUCAGUCCAUGAACUACCCUAUAGCGAUCAGCUGUCAGCCCAGUUGGAUCAGUUCCACUUUGAGGAGUCUGCCAAUGACUCAGUUACUUCCUUGGGAACUACUGUCAUGUCUCCUCCUUGUUCCCCUCCAGGCCCUGUUUCUCCUGUCAGAGAGCCACAGAAUGCUUCCUCUCUGCAGGACGUGUACAUUCAGUCUGAUCCUAUGGAUGAGAACCAGCACCUGGCCUCGUCUGAUACUGCUUCUCAGAGUGCAGUCAAUAUGAUGAGCUUCCAGAUAGAAGAGGGAAAGGAAGAUAAAGGAUACUUUGCAUAUGAUACAAGGGAGGAGGAAGAACAAGAUGAAGAAGAAGAAGAAGAAGAGGAAGAGGAGGACGAGGAGGAGGAGGAAGAAGAAGAGAAGGACCUGUUAAUGUCUCCUCCCACAGCUCCAUCUGCAGAGGCCUUUCAUAUGAUGGCACAACCCCACUUGUUGGGCACUUUGCCCAUGGAUGAUGACACAUUCAGGGACCUCCUCUCACCUAAUGAAAAGGAGGUGGCAGUAGAAAAGGCCGAUGAGGAGAUCAAUGAUGACGAUGAGGAGGAGGAAGAGGAUGAAGAUGAGGAACAGAGGAGACUAGGCCAUCAGCCUUCAUCCAUGAUCACUGAGAUGAGCAUGUCCCAGCCCUCUGAGGAGUUCCAAGUCUGCUCCCCAGCAUUUGGCAGUUCAGCGGGUUGGCACGGUGACGAUUUCUUGUCAGGGAUGGACUCUGAGGAUGUGAGCAGCUGUACCAGCAGUCGGCAGCAGGGAGUCUCUGACCUGAGUAGCACCCUGCACACAGCGAUAUUAGAGGGCACGCAGAGCUCAGAUGCCCUGGUCGACUCAAGUCUCCGUGGCUCUGAGGGAGAUGGAAAUCUCAUGGGCUCUCCCAACGUAGAAACCCUGGCCAACGAGGAGGAGGAUGAAGAGGAUGAAGAGGAUGAGCGGGUUGAUGAGAUGGACCUGAGUUCAGAAAGAAUAGAGGAGCACCACAAGGUGUUUCAGCAGCAGGAGCGUGAUGAGGAAGAUGAUGACGAUGUAGAAAUGCACAGCGAAGGUGUGACCGAGAGCUGUGAGAAUGUAGACGAAGACGACUUCAAUGAGGAGGAGCAUUUAGACAACCUCAAUCGCUCUGUCCCUCAGCCUUCUGUGCCCCCAGCCUGUUCCUGGAGCGAGACUAACCCCUUCUCUGAUACCUGGGGUCAACCAGCCUCACUCCUCGCUAUGUCAUCUCCCAGUCCUGUGUCAGACCAUGGCGCAGCUGAAUCUGAAACACCAACUCAGUCUCCCGCUCAGACAUGUUUGGACACCAGUGCCCCCUCUUUUGCUUCUCAGUCGGAGCCUCAGCACCAUCAGUCAGCCCACGAGGAUAUGAAGGACGACCUACUUGCUGCCUCAGCUGUAGGCAUGUCUCAUUCCCGUGGCCCAGGUCUGGCUGCGCACAGCAGCAGUGAGACAAGCACACCAGAGGAACCCUGUGACUAUGACAGCAGCUCUGGUGUGGAGUCCCAUUCAGACAAGCAGCAGACCCCAGUGCCUGCUUCAGUCCAGCCUGACAUGGACCAAGACCUGGGAAUUCAUUUGGAGAAAGGCGAUGGAGAAGAGGAGGAGGCUGAGACACUCCCUGCUGAUGAGGUUCUGGGAACAGGACCCCCAACUGCUCCAGCAUCAGCCCCGUCUUCCCCCUCCACCUCAGGAGAUGAAGCCAGUGACACAGAGGGUGAGAUGCAAAUAAACGACCCAGAUGCUGCAAUGAGAAUGGACGAGAGUGCUGGAUUUGAAAGCCCCACUGCCACCUGUAAUCUUCCCUCUCUUGACGAGGAUGAGGAGGCAGCAGGAACACCUGCUGGUGAUGGUGAAGAGGAUGGAGGCGGGGUCACCCCUCAGUCAGCUAACUCUGUGGCAUCAUACGGCUUCGACUGCACCACGUCCAAUUCCAAUGCCCACUCAAUGGCCGAAAGUUGCGGAAAGAGCCCAGGUAUCUUUUCCCUAGAGAACAUGGAACAGCUUCCUGAGGAGGCCAAAGACCCCUCCCUCAUCAAGGAGCUCACCCUGCCAUCAGCUGCUGCCGCUGCCCAGGCAGAGGACCUGCUGGGGCGACCUGUGGACCUGAUGCCGUUGGGCUUUCCAGGAGGAAACCAACCGACGUUCGAUGAGCACCACUACAUGCUGGGGGGAAAGGUUGCAGUGGACCACCUUGGGGAAGUCGAUCCAUCGGAGUCAAGUCACCACUUCGGGGCCCAGGAUUCCGAAGACGCCGACGACAGCCAGCCACCGUACUACUCAACUAUUUGUGAUAAAACUGAUAGUUUUCUGGCAGGUAACGUAUAAGCCCCACCUUUUACCCCUGGAAUGCACCUUUUCCCCGCAACCUUCCCCCGUUACCUGUUGUUUUCUCUCCAAUUGAGUUAGAUGGCAUAGAAGAAAAAAAAAAAAAAGAGGGGAGUAAGAUUGUAGGACAAGAUUUUCAAAACAUGAAAAUGAACAAAGGAGAUGAGGAAAAAAAAAUGACUGUAGCAAUUUUUAAAUGAAGCCUCCCUCUUUCAUACUGUUAUGGUCAUGGUUCUGAGUGUACGGCUUAAAUUCCUUUAUGUACAAUAGCUAAUACCAUUUUCUAGUAGAAUGUUCUUUUUCAGUAACACUGCAUAUUCUGUAGCCCCUGAUGGGGUAUUGACUGAUUGGUCCAAUGUGACUGAGCUUUUAAAUGGAAAAAGGACAAAAAAAACAAAAAAAAACAGAUGGAAGGAAAUGGACAUUGUGUAUUUAUCCUGCUGUUUUUACCGGACAAAAUGUCAAUGAUUUCUUUUUUUGUAUUUGCUUAUUUGUUGUUUUGUUUGUUUUGUUCUGUUGAAACCUGGUCCUCCCUACCUUGUGUACACAUGCUUCAUGUUCCACAGCACCAUAGCGAUAGUCACAUGCUUCUUUUUAAAGGUUGUGUUCUUGACUUUAAGCUUUUCAAAAUAAAGGCUAGAUAUUAACCCGCGGCUGUUUGGCCCAGACAGGUUUGUUGUGGUAGGUAUGGGAGUGUUAGAUAGGAGUCGGUGAAGUUUUUAAAUGUGUGCACCAAGAGGUUGUGCGCUCUUUUGCAUAGGUUGUUAAGGUAAAUAACGUGCAGUCACGUACAGUAUGUGUUUCAGGCUUUUAAUUUUAAGUGGCUAAGCUUUGAGCCUCAGUUCGCUGAUUAAGAGUGUUCCAGGAGAGACUAACAACUAGUCUAUUAUAUGUGAUGAGACCCUGCAUUGUCCUACAUCGCUAUCACAGCUUUACACUCGCUGAAACUUUUUCAUAGUGGGCGUUUGGUUUACUAUUUCAACAGUAUAUUGCAUGUUUAACUAACAAGAGACUGUGUACUACCUUGAAUUUGAAACAGUUCUACACUAGUCAUGUUCAUAAGUAAAUGGUUCACUCUAGGUUAUCUUUCAAAAUUCCAUUAAAACAUCGUGGCAAGGCA